AUGGACGCCGGCUCGAUUUUUCUAUGGAUAUUCCUCGCUAUUUGUUGGUCACCGUUUGCCAUAGGAGCACUGUUCCUGAUCGUCAUCAUUGGCGCUCCAUUAAUAGAGGAAUACAAGUACUAUGAAGGCCGAUCCUAUAACGACCACGGCCGGUAUGAGUCCAAAUACUUGUGUGUUUGCAGUUUCUCCGUGUGCUUAUAUCAACAGCAGCACCUUUGGACCCGUGUUUUUCGAAAGCUGCGCAAUAUUUGUGGUACAGGAAAAUCAUUUGAUGACAGUAGUAUUUUGCCAAUGUCCCAGACACAGCAUCAGAAGAAGAACGCAGCGCUUUUGUCACCAUCAGAACAAGAAGGAGGGGGGCAGCAACAGGAAAAGACUUCAGUUUCCAUUGACUUAUCUCCACCAAAUACACCCGCAAUGACGACUAUGAUGGAUAAAGAAGAAGUGUCGAGUGCUACUGCAAGUUCUAGUGCUGCCUCAUCCUCCAAAAACAAAAGCGCGCCAGCAACUGGAGGUGGGACUACUACUGCGAGUACAUCAGGCAGUAGCAAUCUGUAUGCGGGAGGGUACUAUGGCAGCAGCAAUCACCAUCCAAUCUACACGCGAAGGUCAAUGGCGCAUUUGCCAGAGACAACGUUUGACAGCACCUACCUGUGGGGGUAUGGGCUGCUUGCAGCCACAGCGAUACUGUUCUUCGGCACACUGUAUGCGAUGAUUGGCAGCAAAUUCGUGCCAGACACCCAAAUCGAGAUCCUGGACUGGAUCAAGCACGAUGAAUACUACUGCUUGCUGGUGCCCAUCACUGCAAUCGUCUGGAUCUACUUCAUUGUGUGGAACUGGAUGGGCAUGAAGUUCUUCAGGCACAAUUAA
Messenger RNA from Zychaea mexicana, 870 nucleotides. RefSeq names its product phosphatidylinositol N-acetylglucosaminyltransferase subunit Y-domain-containing protein. Bases 1 to 870 code for a protein of 289 amino acids. The transcript is spliced from 4 exons. The record is from RefSeq and is a predicted model, not a curated record. NCBI's taxonomy places the organism in Eukaryota, Fungi, Mucoromycota, Mucoromycetes, Mucorales, Lichtheimiaceae.